Moneuplotes crassus is the source of this 1435-nucleotide messenger RNA. The record is from the annotation of a GenBank genome assembly. NCBI's taxonomy places the organism in Eukaryota, Ciliophora, Spirotrichea, Euplotida, Euplotidae.
UUUAAAAAUGGCAGAUCCAUUUGAUGAUGAGACUAUCUUCCAAGCAUGCCAGGAUAACCCACUAUUGGGGAUUGAUGUGAGCUUUAGUGUGAAGAACCAUAAGAAAGAGCAAGAGGAGGUCACUGAGAAGGAUGGAAAGUUUUUGGCUGAUAGGACAAAGGCAUCUAUAUUUUCGUUUGAUGAGAAGGUCACUCUUAUUGAGAAUAUGAACCAUUGUUAUGAGUUUUUGGAGAAUGUGAAGAAGUAUUCUCAGUGCCUCAAGAAAUCCAAUUGUGAAUAUCUACCAGGAGAUGCGAUAGAUAAGAUUAAAAUGGACUUUUACUUCCAAAAGACACCAAAUUAUUGGUUUUAUCCUAUCUAUUCAGCCUUUGUGAAUCCGAAUUAUCACUAUUUUGGAUAUAAUCUUUCAAAGUAUCCGAAGAGUUCCUUGUUCAAGAAGUUUGACAAGACCCAAUUGAGGUUUGGAUUUGGAGAGAAAUGGGCUAUGUCUUUCCACCAGUUCUUUAAAGAGCACAAAGGGUAUAACAUUGAGUUCUCAAGUGAAUUAUCCAGGAGGGACAUUGGCAUCAAUGCUAGGGAGUACAAGAGAGAGACAGGUGUCACUUUCCAUAAAUAUUUAUCAGAACCAAGUGUGCUUUUCCCUCUUUGCCCCUUUGUUGAUGAAAAUAAGGAAUAUUUCUGUAAGAUUUAUAGCAAGAGGAGGUCUAAUGAGAUCGAUACUAACAAGGCAAGCACCGAGUUUUUGGAUCUUGCACUCAACCAAGACAGGCUUUUGGCCGUUAAAGUUGGGUAUCUUUCAAGCAAGUUCAAGGAUAUUCUGCUUUCGGAGGGACAUACUAUGGAAGUGAGUGGGGAGUUCUGCACUGAUCAAAUAAAUUCUAAAUUCUUGCAUUUCAAAUCUCAUUAUAGGAGGUUUCAUACUGUUGGUAAUUGUUAUCUUCAAACCUUUGCUAAGUACGAUAAGCUAUUAGGUCUUGGAAACCAUAAAGAAUACUCGAUUAACGACAGGAUCUUACUGAGAAACUUUAAAGGUGUCAGAGAUGUUGGCAAAAAGUAUCACAGACCUGGCCAGGAGGCUCAAGUAAAGGAUAGGAACUAUCUUCCCACAGGAGACUGUCUCGGCCACACCCAUGCACUCGAGCUUGGUCUGAAGAUUACUUCUCCUAACCUGCCUAUCUUUGGUCGUUACCAGCUUGACCAGUAUGACUGAACAUUUAGGCCAUUUGUCUUUACUAAUUUGGCUAUACUUCCUGAUGAAUUUAAGAAAGGAGAGAGAAUUGAGAGCAACAUAUUGAACAAUUCAGUUGCUUCAGCAGGAAUUGGGCUCCAAUUCAUUCACAAGCUGCUUUCAGCAGAGAUGUAUUACUCAGUUGCAGUACACAAGCAUGAUUAUGAGUUUGGAACCGAACUUCAGUUUAACUUUGGCUUAGAUUAA